AUGAAAAUGGUACGUAAGAAGAAUGUCAGUCCUAAGAAAAGAGCUACAAUUGACCGACAACAACAACAACAACAACAACGAUCACAGCAUCAGAAAAAAAAAAAAAAGACUAAGAGGAAAACGAAAAGUAUAUCGAGCAGUAAAAUAAAAAGAAGGAAAGUUAGCUUUUCUAGCGCAAUUAAACAAAUAGGGAAACGUGUGGUAGAUCAAAAACCUACUACCUUUGGAGAAGCAAUACUUGUAGCGUUGAGGGAGGCACAAAAUUUGAAAAAAGGUGUAAAAAAGCCGCCAAAUCGUAUAGUAAAGAUACCGAAGAAAGGAGGUAUACUACCACUAAUCCCAAUUUUUGCUGGCCUAUCAGCCCUUGGUGCUUUGUCUGGUGGUGCUGCUGGUAUUGCUAAGGCUGUCAAUGAUGCAAAAUCCGCAAAGCAGCAAUUACAAGAAUCUCAACGUCAUAAUAAAAUGAUGGAAGCUGUAGCACUUGGAAAGGGAAUGUUUUUGAAACCCUAUAAAACGGGAAUGGGCCUUUUCCUGAAACCAUACAUUAAUUAA
This is a messenger RNA of Acanthoscelides obtectus, 552 nucleotides long. Lineage: Eukaryota; Metazoa; Arthropoda; Insecta; Coleoptera; Chrysomelidae. The record is from the annotation of a GenBank genome assembly.